Molecule: messenger RNA, 5627 nt
Organism: Podarcis raffonei (Aeolian wall lizard)
Lineage: Eukaryota; Metazoa; Chordata; Lepidosauria; Squamata; Lacertidae
Gene: IMPG1
Product: interphotoreceptor matrix proteoglycan 1
Exons: 19
Coding region: 694-3549 (951 amino acids)
Biological process (GO): visual perception
Source: RefSeq, a predicted model, not a curated record
UGACAUUGCUUGCUCAGACAUUGCUAAAGCAGCCUUUUCAUGGUUUGGUUUGUUUGUUUUUAAGGGAAAGGCUCCGCACCGUCAGCUUGCUGAAAGGAUGUUCGCUAGCUAUGAUUGCACCUCACCAAAGUAAUGGGCUCUCCUACUGCCGUCAUUUGCCGAUGCUUCUUGAUGUGACAUAGGCCACAUGACUGGGAUGUCCAAAUGGCAAGUGUUGACAGGUAAUGGUCACUAGAAGAAGGCUUCCGUUGUUUAUCAUGGUGCUACUGAAAGUCUACUGGGAGCUGACAGAUGCCACUCCAGAAGGUUAAUAAGAUGAAGGCAGCUCCUCCAGCUGGACCAUAAGAGGGAUUAUGUCUGAGCAGCAGAUAAACAGCUUAUUCCAGAAACAGACACUGCUUUUUUUUCUUCUUGUUUAAACUUCGUCACUCUUCUCCAAAUUCUCACUCCAGUUCUACUUUCAUUCUCUCUGGGUGACAGGUGUGAGCUUGAGAAUUUGCUCAGGUUUUCUGCAUCCACACCUGUUAUUACACAUCGGGCCAGAGAGCAUUCUAAACGACUUGGGGUUUGGCAACCCCUUUCGGGAGGGUGGGAAACGCAGCUAGUAGGAAGUUUUGUUCCUAAAGUCAGUCCAACAUAAGUUCUGUUUCCUGAAUAACCAGCCUUGAACAUUGUGAAUGAUAAAAAAGCAGCAUGCAUCUGAAAAGUGGAUUAAUAUUUCUUAUAAUUUGGCUCGCGCUCCAAGUUCAAGGAAGCAAAGAAACCCCUAAUAAAAUGAAUCGCGGUGAAGCAAAACAUCUUGCAGAUGCUUCAGGGUCUGAAAAGUCAGAAAGAACGACAAAGAGGUCUAAAGUAUCCACCAUUCGAAGGAUAUUUGAUAUGGCGAAACAUCGAACAAAGAGGUCUUCUUUUUUCCCAACUGGAGUGAAGGUUUGCCCUCAAGAGUCAGUGAAACAAAUUUUAGCAAGCCACCAAGCUUAUUAUAGGCUAAGAGUCUGCCAAGAAGCUGUAUGGGAAGCCUUCCGGAUCUUUCUGGAUCGGAUUCCAGAUGCAUCAGAAUACCAGAAUUGGGUCACCGCCUGUCAACGAGACACUUUCUGCAUAUUUGACAUUGGGAAAAAUUUCAGUAAUUCUCAGGAGCAUCUGGAGAUAAUUCAACGGCGAGUAAAACACAGAACCUUCCAGGAUAGAAAAGAGGAAAUUUCUACAGAGAAAACUAGUGGCAAAAAAAUUGAAGAACCUUCUGUUGCUACAGCAGCCCCUACAGGCCCCGUUGUUGACGACACCAAAGUUCCUGUGAAGGAGCCAAAGCCAGAGGUCCCGAACAUAGUCCCCGAACGUCCUGUGGAGCAGAUGGUGGAGUUCAGUGUGACCCUCACUGACCAGGAGUAUACUCCAGAACUGAGUGAUCCUACAUCUCCUCAGUACCAGAAACUAGCUGAAAAAUUUCAGCUUCAAAUGCAAAAGAUAUUUGAGAAACUUGCAGGAUUCAAAGAAAUCCGUGUAUUAGGAUUUAGACAGAAGAAGGAAAAAGAUGGGUCAAGCAGCACGGUAGCUCGGUAUGUCAUCAACUUUGAGAGAGAGGAGUCCGAAGUUAAAGGUCCUGCGGAUGACAUCUCAACUAUCAGCUCCAACAAGAUUGAAAACGAAAAAGGUUCUAUUAGUACGGAGGGCGAGAUACCAGCAACUAAACCGAGAGUGACAGACCUCCAGCAGAUGGUUGCCAUGGCACUACAGGAAGAUAAGUCACUGUCCAUGGAUCUUGGGACACUUCAGUUUGCUGACGAAACCAUUAGGCCAUCAAGUGACGUAGAUAAUGAUAUCCAAUCCAUGGUAACCGAUGGUGUCGCUGGACCUGGGUUGACCUCUGAAGUACCACUGGUUUAUGCAAGUCCAGCAACAGUUAAUGACAUUGAGGAUACAAACCUCAUUCUAGAUUACCCAAUGCCCACAGUGCCUUUCAAUGCCUUGGAUAGUACUGGGGUUCCUCUCAGACCAGGAGAUCCUGAUUCACCACCUCCAGCAGAUCAAUCAGCCAGCAAUGAUUUAAGCCCAGCCUUUUCUGAGAUGCCGACUGAACAGUUAUUCACACCUGCAACAUUUACUGCUGGUAUCUUUCAGGAGGUUAGCGAUGAGGAGAGUGAAGAUGAGAAGAUGAAAGACCAGAUCCCCAGCACAGACUCAACAAUCCUCUCAGAGCAAGAUGUAAAGAUUACUGAUGACCUGGAAUCUUCAGGUGAUGAGAUUUUGGCUGCAAUAACUACUAUACCAUAUGUCAUUGGUUCUCCUGCUCUUCCCACCUCUCUUCCUGAAGAUGAUAUUUUGGGGCCUACAGAUCAGAUCAUUUUAUUGCCUGCUGUGACUACCAGUGGUCCUUCUGUUGUCAUUGACCAGUCUUUCGAAGCAACAAGCUCUGGGUGGGCAGUGACUGACGGUGACAUCCCUACAGGAUUUGACUUGGGGGUGCAAGAUAUUGCUACUGAACUAGAUACGGUUGACAUCAUGAGGCCAGCAACAAUUAGUGAGGAUGGAAGUGGCUACUAUGCACUGCCUGAAACUCCAGAUAUGACUCCAGCUCCUCCACUGAAGUACGUCACCACCAGCUCAAUGACAACUGCAGCCAAAGGCAAAGAGCUAGUAGUCUUCUUCAGCUUGAGAGUAACCAACAUGCGGUUUUCCGAUGACCUCUUCAAUCGGAGUUCCUCAGAAUACAAAGCACUCGAACAGCAGUUCAUGCAGCUGCUUCUUCCUUACCUACAGUCCAACCUAACAGGCUUCAAGCAACUGGAAAUACUGAACUUCCGCAAUGGAAGUGUGAUUGUCAACAGCAAAAUGAAGUUUGCCAAGUCAGUGCCGUACAACAUCACAGAGGCUGUCCAUUGUGUGCUGGAGGAUUUUUGUGAUGCAGCAGCUCAGCGCCUUAACCUUGAAAUUGACAGCUAUUCCCUUGAUAUUGAGCCAGCUGAUCAAGCAGAUCCUUGCAAGUUCAUGGGAUGCGACGAAUUUUCACAGUGCAUAAAGAAUGACUGGACGAAAGAGGCCGAUUGCCUUUGUAAGCCUGGUUAUGUACGAAGAGAUGGUCUGCCGUGCCGUAGCCUGUGUGAAAUUGAGCCACACUUGUGUGUUAAUGGUGGCAAGUGUGAACUGGUUCCAGGAAGAGGGGCAGUGUGUAGAUGCCCAGCCCGUAGAAACAGCCGAGGGCGUUGUGCAAAAUACGCUCCAGCACCUACCCGGUCCAACAUCUCCAAAGCUUUGAUGCUUGGCUUAUUAAGCCUAGUUAUUCUUCUCGUCACUUUAAUAUAUAAGUUGCGAAGAAAAUGCAAUACCAAGCCUAAACUGGAAGGUCCUCCUCUCAGCCAAAGCAACACAGAGAAUGCUGUCAGAAUUAAUCCUGCCUUUGACCACCAUGAACCCAUCAGUAGUUUGUGUCAUGGGCCAUGUAACGUAAGUGCUUGUAUCAGUCCUUCAGAGAGCAGUGAUCAAGGAGCACUGCAAAAGCAUGAGCACAGAACAGAGCAUGGAGGCCACCUGAUACAAAGCAAAGACUGAUGAGUUAGUAUCUGACGCCCUGAAUUCUAGGCAACAGUCAGCGGACAUAAAGAUUUUCACCAAGAGGACUGCUGGUUAUACCAAGUUCACUCACCUGGAUAAAUGGAGUCUUUGGGGGAGGAGGGAGGCAACAACCAAGCUUCAGAAGGCAACCCAUACUUUGUUUCCAUAACAGUGAACACAUUAACUGAAGUUUAUAUCUGAGUAAAAAACAACAAGGUGGCUGCACCUACUUUCCGUCUAAACUGUUGUCCUCCAUUACAUAAUAUCCAUGUUAUCAUGAAUGCAGUGCUAAAUGUAUUUAAUAACUGUACAGUGUUUAUACGAUAAAUAUUUUUAUUUUAAAGCUUAGAUUCAGAUGCAGAAGUCUCUGCUGGAAAAGUUACCAUUGGUAGUAUUCUGUCCCAAAAUAAAUGAACAGAAAAGUGGCCGACACAUAUACUAACUACUGGAAUGGUUGUCAGUUAUGUGGUAGUAACUGUUUUAUUAUAAUUACUGGAGAAUCAUAUUGAAGGCUUACAAUGGGGUUUUCAGCCCUAAACGCCACCACCGGUGAUUAUUGUAAGUCUUUAUUAAAUUUGUUAGUCACUUUCUCUUGUUCAGGGCAACCUAAAGUGACCUACAAUCAGACAGACAGAAACUAAACCCCACAAUGCUGUUCUUUUACAGAUAUAAAGACAUUAAGUGGACAUUUUUAUUUUAACUAUAAUUGCUAAGAGAUUAUCCUAUAUGCUUUUGAGAAUCGGCCUGUAAAUUUUAGGCUGUGUGUAUAAGGGAUGUGUUUGCUAUCAUAUAGUUGUGAUAGAUUGCAGUAAUUGUUUUUGUUCGCACAGAACAGACACCAAGCCACUAAUGUGGUGUGAUUUGUUACUGUACAAGACUUCUCAACUAGCAACAUGUAGGCACAUCUAGUAAGAUUUUUCAAAAAAUUGACACACACACACACACACCCCAACUACAACCCACACUUCUGUGCUCGGUCAUUUGUCUAAAUGGAAUAAUAGGUUGUGCAGAACCGUCAAUGCAUGCUAAACACCGCAUAACUGGUAGUGAUCCGAUUUGCUUUCAGUAAAAACAAAGUGCUUCAGGUGUCUGCAGCAAGUAAGGGGGCAGAGACUUGUUAGAUAGGUUGGUGCAUGUGCAUAAUCCUACAAUCAGCCAGGAAUAUGCAUGAGCCUCAAUUUCAAAUAUUCUAAAGCAGCAAGAGAUUAGGAAGCGCAGCUUAGAGGCCCUUUAUCACCCCAACCCCCAGAUGUACAGAAUAUCCAAAGCCAGAAUUAUUUAAAGUUAGGUGUGCCUAGGAACCGAGCACUAAGGGGAAGUCUUUUACUAGGGCUAGCAUUGCUUCCUUUCUUUUUUGGAGCGGCAGGUGUUUUCCUUUAAUUAUCAAGUGCAUUUCUGCUCUGGGUAUAAUCCUAGUGCCCUGAACCAUCUCUCCUUCCUGCGUGCAUUUAGGCAAUACAGCUUAUAUAAACAAUAUCAUGGCUAAUUGCUUCUCUUAAAUGUUUACUCAGAGCCAAUACCUGUAAGAGUUGAGCUAACUAAUCUUCAUCUAUUUAUUUUAUGGUGUCAAGAAAGUCGCCUGCCAAGUUAUAUUCUCAUAUGGGCUCAUAGACGCCGCAUUAGAGGUAGUCAGCCACCUCAAGGUAAAAAAAAUGUUGAGUUUACAGUCAAGUGUAACAUUAUUUAUGUAUACAUGGAGAAGAUCUCAUCUUAACGUCAGUGAGGAAGCUUACAUGGACGCCAAGGUACCAUUUCACAGCCUAGAUGACAUUUUUAGGGCAUAUAUCUGAAGAUAUCCCACUAUACACCAGGCACUAUUGGAGGUUGUGUAAGUUAAGAUUCCUCAUUGUAUUCAAUAUAUUUUCAUUUCAAAGCUAUUUUUUUGUAUAUGUUUAUUCAUACCAAUUUCUAUAAGAAAAACAAUAGAAAUCGUUUUUACAUGUCAGUUUUAAUAAUGAAACAAUUGUUCUUGACCAUAAUUUAUCAUUUUCAAAUAUUAAUUACCAAAUAUCUUUGCUGGAUGAGAGAAUGUUUUGUAUUUCAAUAAAAUAAUAAAAUAUUUAACUAGAGUGUAG